Messenger RNA from Betta splendens (Siamese fighting fish), 1709 nucleotides. It is a transcript of the gene stx18, whose product is annotated as syntaxin 18. Gene Ontology annotation, biological process: retrograde vesicle-mediated transport, Golgi to endoplasmic reticulum; intracellular protein transport. Gene Ontology annotation, molecular function: SNAP receptor activity. The coding region runs from base 55 to 1035 and encodes 326 amino acids. The transcript has 11 exons. NCBI's taxonomy places the organism in Eukaryota, Metazoa, Chordata, Actinopteri, Anabantiformes, Osphronemidae. Gene Ontology annotation, cellular component: membrane; SNARE complex; endoplasmic reticulum. The record is from RefSeq and is a predicted model, not a curated record.
UCCCUUGGUGACGUGUCAGUUUGUUUACAGCGCUGCAGCCGCGGAGACGCUGGCAUGGCUGUGGAUAUAACUUUGCUUUUUAAAGCCAGCGUCAAAACAGUAAAAACCAGAAACAAGGCGAUAGGAAUCGGCUUUGACUCCGCCAAAGAUGACAUUCUGAAGCGGAGCAGACCGAAGAACGGCUUCACUCCCAAGGCGAAGGAAGUGAUCACAAACAUCACCAAGCUCAAAGACUUUCUGCUGCAACACAGGAAAGAUUAUGUGAGUGCUGGAAGUCUCAUCUCAUCAGAUCUCACCCGUAUGACGGACAGUGAACGAGAUCAGAUAGACCAGGAUGCUCAGAUCUUCAUGAGGACCUGUUCAGAGGCCAUCAGGCAGUUACGCAAUGAAGCAGAGAAGCAGGUGACAUCAGCCCAGAUUAGGGAGCACAGAGGGGCCGUGCUGGACCUCAUCGAAAUGUAUCUGAAAGGGGUAUGUAAGCUGUACUCUGAGCAGAGAGCAAUUAGAGUUAAGAGGAUGGUGGACAAGAAGAGACUAUCCAGGUUGGCACCAGAACAUCACAAGAGAGUGGAGAAACCCGUGGAAGUGGAAACCACAGAGGAGAAGACUGAGACUGUCAAGGAGGAAAGUUCUGAGAAGAGUGUGUCCGAGGUCCUUGACAACACUGUGGAGCACCUGUGGCAGGAGGGUCGAGUGGAGGACGAGCUUUCUCCUGAGGAGAUCCAAAUGUUUGAGCAGGAAAACCAGAGGCUGGUGAGUGAGAUGAACAGCCUGGUGGAUGAAGUGAGGCAAAUCGAGGGUAAGGUGGUGGAGAUCUCACGUCUCCAGGAGAUCUUUGCUGAAAAAGUCCUACAACAGGAAACAGAAAUAGACAGCAUUCAUCAGCUGGUCGUGGGUGCUACCGAAAAUGUUAAAGAAGGCAAUGAAGACAUACGAGAGGCAAUAAAAAACAAUGCUGGCUUCCGGGUAUGGAUCCUAUUCUUCCUCGUCAUGUGCUCGUUCUCUCUGCUCUUCUUGGACUGGUAUGACAGCUAACACAGCUGCCGCCGUGGACUCUAUACAGAAGGAAGGAUCAGGCACAUGGAAACGGAGAGCUAAUGUACAGUGGGCCGCGCUGCUUCUGAGAGACAAGUUGCUGCUCAUGAAGACUUUCAUGUGGUGUUCCCUAAUCACAUCUAUGAACCACUGCUUGGAGGGCAGCUUCCGUGCGGAGGCGAGCUCUGUGUAGAGCACUGUGUCCACUUUAACAGUCUGUCUUUUUAGCACUUAAAGAGAUAAUGGUUUAAUUGUCUGCAACUCUUUUUGUCUGACUGACUGUUGCUAUUUCAAAUUACCUUAAUGCACUAGAAGACAAUGUGACAAGACAAGGCUCACAUUGACUUUCGUGAAUAACAAAUAAAUUGCCUUUCACUGGUAACUCGCUGUUUUGAUUUCCAGGCAAUUAUGAGCAGCAGAACAAUCAAAAUGAUGCCUGUCACAGCAUAACUUGCCUCUGGCUUUCUGGCAAAAUAAAACAGCAUUCUUAAUCAAAGUCUGUAUUUUCAUUUGCUUCAGGGUAUCAUUUUUUUCGUUUAACACUUAAUUUAUGUUCUACAAUCUGAUAAUAUCAAGUGCAGCAAAGUGCCAGAAGACCAGGGCUGCUUCUGGUUUGUGUCGGUUCAAGUAAAGGAGCUGUCAACAUUAAAUCGAGUUUCUUGCUUUAAAGUCAA